This is a messenger RNA of Lineus longissimus, 2118 nucleotides long. Its product is annotated as cytochrome P450 2J4-like. The coding region runs from base 56 to 1582 and encodes 508 amino acids. Gene Ontology annotation, molecular function: oxidoreductase activity, acting on paired donors, with incorporation or reduction of molecular oxygen, reduced flavin or flavoprotein as one donor, and incorporation of one atom of oxygen; heme binding; iron ion binding. The transcript has 8 exons. NCBI's taxonomy places the organism in Eukaryota, Metazoa, Nemertea, Pilidiophora, Heteronemertea, Lineidae. Gene Ontology annotation, biological process: xenobiotic metabolic process. The record is from RefSeq and is a predicted model, not a curated record. Gene Ontology annotation, cellular component: cytoplasm; intracellular membrane-bounded organelle.
AGCCAUUAGGAAUUCUGGUACACCCAAGUCAACAAACUCAACAGAAAGAAGGAAAAUGAGCGUUUUCGGCAAGUUGCUUUCGCCGACGGCCAUCUUGGAUGUGUGCCUCAAUAAUCUCGCGACCGUUGGCAUCUUCGUCGUUGUCUUCAUCCUCGCGUGGUUGCUCCUUUCGAUGCCGAAGAACCUGCCACCCGGGCCGUGGGGUUUACCUAUUGUGGGCUAUCUGCCUUUCAUUAAGCAUGAUUUAGCAAUGACUGCGACGGAAUUCGGCAGAAAGCAUAACACAGAAAUUGUAACCAUUAAAGUUUUUAACCGACGCUUCACUGCGCUGAAUAACCUUGAUCUUGUCAAGGAAUUCAUGGUCAAGAAAGAUAACCUCACAGACAGGCCCAGCGAUGGCGGACUAUUAGAGACUUUCCAUCCAGGACAUAAAGGUCUCCUCAACUCCAGCGGACCCCUGUGGAAGGAGCACCGGCGCUUUGCCCUGACUGUCUUCAGAGACUUCGGCAUGGGAAAGAUAGCCGUCGAGGAAAAGGUUGGAGACGAGCUCGAAGGCACCAUUAAGGCAAUUAAUGAUACCAAAGGCCUCCCCUACAACCCACAAGACAUGGCCAUGGGUGCCGCCUCCAACAUUGUCUGCAAUAUCAUCUUUGGACAACGUUUCGACUACAAAGACAAAGACUUCAUUAAGUAUCUCCGUGCCAUCAACCGUAUCUCGAAUGCAGGAACCAACAGCGCUGAUGACGCCCGGACUCCCGUCUUCUUCAAGUGGAUGCGGUUCCUUCCGUUCGACAUGUUCGAAUAUCACCAAACGAAAGAAGCCUUUGAUAUUCUCACGGGCUUCACGGAGGAGCAGAUAGCAAAGCACAAGGCCGAACUGGACGUGAGUAACGUGACCGAUUACAUCGAUGCCUACCUGGUCAGAUUGUCGGAGGAGUCUGAAAAAGCAUCGACUUUUACAAGCUUCCAACUCACCUGCGAGAUCGUCGACUUAUUCUUCGCCGGAACAGAGACCACUUCCACCACCCUACGCUGGGCAAUCUAUUACAUGGCCAAGUACCCCGAGAUACAGGCACGAGUCCAGACUGAAAUCGACGCCCAGAUUGGCAAAGACCGCCUUCCCACUAUGAAAGAUAAGCUAUUGUUACCAUACACUGAGGCUGUGCUCAUGGAGAUCCAGCGAAAGGCGACAAUCCUCACCUUCGGCGUCCUACACUCAAACAAUGAGCAAGACAUCACAAUCGGAGGCUACACCAUUCCGAAGGCAAGCAGAGUUGGCGCCAACGUUUAUGCCAUCCACCACGACCCUAAAAUCUGGCAGGACCCUGACCACUUCAAUCCUGACAAUUUCCUUGAUAGCAAUGGGAAACUGAAGAACCAGGAUAAACUUAUCCCAUUUCUUAUUGGGCGUCGAUCAUGCAUCGGGGAGGCGCUGGCCAGGAUGGAGUUGUUCAUGUUCUUCACGGGCUGGUUACAAAGGUUCACCAUCAGCUGUCCGAAGGGCCAGACCAUACCUAAAGGAAGGAUGUAUUCUAUUAUCAAACAGCCCAAGGAAUAUCAGGUGUGCUUCACCCCUCGUUGAGAUGUUUGACCAGUUUCAAAAUAAAGACUCUUUACCAGUUUCUUAACCAGAGCCUAUUCGCCAGUGUGGUAGUUUGCAUGUCCAAACGCUUGAGAAAAUCAACUUCGAUAUCAGCUUUGCCGCGUUAUAUUUUUACUGGUCAGCAGAAUUAUAUCUUGCUCGUAUUUACUCUCAAAGUAUACAUGUAAUAAUCAAACUAUUUAUACAAUAAACCUUGUUAGUUUCUUCUUUGCUCUGUAUUAAUAUUAUGAAAGAUAAACUGACAGUAAUGAUUUCCAGAACAGUUUCCUCCGAUUUAACUGGCCUACCAAACUACUUUCCCAACUUUGUUUUAUUACGAAUAACAUGGGGUGCAAAUACAUGUUUUCUGAGUACAAGAAUAUGAUGCAGUCGUACGGGUGACUUACAAUGUCCAAGACUACCUUUCAGGGUGGUCGCUAUUACAUGCUAAUUGCUAUCCGUCAAUUAGUCUCUAUGAUACGAUAAUGAACCUAAAGCCUUCACAUUAGAAAUAAUAAAUAUGUUUUUUUGAUAAA